AUGCCUCUGAGUCCUACUAGUACCUCCACAUCUACUCUGACUUUGGCCACCACUACACCCCCUAGACCUACUCCAGCAUCCUGCCAGAACCCCACACCCAAUUGUGGGAUCGUCUGCAAGCCCGGCUGUGUCUGCAAUUCCGGCUUUUUGUUUAGUGACUCCCACUGCAUCAACGCCUCUUCCUGUAACUGCUUCUACAACAAUAAUCACUAUAAGCCUGGGGCAGAGUGGUUCAGCUCCAAUUGCGCAGAACGAUGUCACUGUUGGCCUGGCGGUCGAGUUCAGUGCCAGACCUUUCAAUGCAAGGGGAACAAGGUGUGCCAGCAGAAGAACGGCCAGUAUGAAUGUCACACCUAUGGCUCUGCCACCUGCUUUGUCUAUGGAGAUCCGCAUUAUCUCACCUUUGACGGGAGGCGCUUUAGCUUCAUGGGAAAAUGCACCUACAUCUUGGCCCAAUUCUGUGGCAACUCGACAGAGCCCUUCUUCAGGGUGGCGGGAAAGAACGAGGAGGGAGCACAGGAAGGCAUGUCUUGCCUGAACAAAAUCUACGUGACGCUGCCGGAGACCACCAUCACCUUGCUCAGGGGCAGGCGCACGCUGGUUGAGGGUCAGCAAGUCAACCUCCCAGUCAUACCUUCUAAAGGCACCUUUCUGAUUUCAAGUGGGCGAUUUGUGGAGCUGCAGACUGCGUUUGGUUUGCGGAUAAGAUGGGAUGGUGACCAGCAGCUGUUUAUGAGUGUGCCCAGCACUUACUAUGGCAAACUCUGCGGUUUCUGUGGCAACUAUGAUGGCGACAGUAGCAACGACAACCAGAUGCCUGAUGGCAAGGCAGCACGCAAUGAGGAGGAACUGGGCGUAAGCUGGCAGACAAUAGAGGAUGCGGAGGAGGACACCUACUCUAGCAAACUCUGUAGGUUCUGUGGCAGCCAUGACAGCGACAGUAGCACACGUAGCAACAACCAGUUCCCUGAUGGCAGGCCAGCACAACACGAGGAUCUGGGCAACAGCUGGCUGGCAGAAGACAAUAUGGAAAGGAAGUGCCAUUACAAGGCAAAUCCCCCAUCUUGCAAUUCAACCUUGCAGAACACUCUAUCGGGGCCAGAGUUCUGUGGACGGAUCACAGUCUUCCAUGGAGCCUUUGAGACAUGUCUGCCUCACCUCAUGGCCUCUUUCUUCUUCAACAACUGCAUAUUUGACAUGUGUAAAUACCAGGGGCUGCAGCAGAUGCUGUGUGUCCAUAUGGCAGCCUUGACUGAGGCCUGCCAGGCUGCUGGCUACAUGGUGAAGCCCUGGAGAGGACCCCACUUCUGCUCUCUGGACUGCCCACCUAACAGCAAGUACACCAUAUGUGCCAAGCAGUGCCCUGAGACCUGCCACUCCAACUUCUCUGUCAUGUCCUGCCAGGACCGAUGCGUGGAGGGCUGUGAGUGCAACCCUGGCUUCGUCCUCAGUGGUCUCCAGUGCAUCCCCCAAUCCCAAUGUGGGUGCCUUGACUUCAUGGGCCGCUACAUCAUGGUAGGGCAGCAGUGGUUUUCGCCAGACUGCAAAGAGCUUUGUAUCUGUGAGGGCAACAGCAAAAUUCGCUGUGUGCUCUGGAGGUGCGAGGCUCAGGAGGUCUGCAGUCAGCAGGAUGGCAUUUAUGGCUGCCAUGCCACAGGGUCUGCCACCUGCACUGUCUCAGGGGAUCCCCACUACCUGACAUUCGAUGGAGCCCUGCAUCACUUCAUGGGCACCUGCAGCUACACCCUCACCCAGCUUUGCUGGCCAAGGUCCUUCGACAACUACUUUGUCGUGAGCACCACCAAUGAGUUCCGAGGUGGGAAUGUGGAGGUCUCCCAUGUGACCGCCGUCCACAUACAGGUCUUCAAACUCAGAAUCUCGUUGAUCAAAGGCUACAAGGUUGUGCUGAAUGGUCGCCGGGUGACCCUGCCUGUAUGGCCUGCCCAAGGUCGGGUAGGCAUUAGGCACAGUGGCUUUUUCAUUUUCCUCUACACGGAUUUGGGGCUUCAAGUUCGCUAUGAUGGGAACCACCUGGUCAAAGUGACAGUGCCCUCCACCUAUGCUGGCCGGCUCUGCGGGCUGUGUGGAAACUACAACAACAACAGCUCCGAUGACAAUCUGAAACCAGAUGGAAAGCCUGCAGACAACUCCAUCGAACUGGGGGUUGCCUGGAAGUCAAAUGAAUACUCUGAAUCUGGCUGCUUCUUUGCGGGUGGCAAGCCUCCCAGAUGCCAGGAGAAUGGAGUGGCAGACACCUGGAAUAAGAACUGUAAUAUCUUAAUCAACCCUAUGGGCCCCUUCUCCCAGUGCCACAAGGUGGUACCCCCAGACUCCAGCUUUGCCAGCUGUGUGCAUGGCCAGUGUGGGACCAAGGGUGAUGCCCUGACCCUGUGCCACUCCCUGCAGGCCUAUGCAUCCCAGUGUGCACAGGCCGGCCGGCCGCCUGUCUGGCGGAACAGCACCUUCUGCCCUCUGAAGUGCCCAGCUGGCAGCAGCUACAGCCCCUGCGCCAACCCUUGCCCAGCCACCUGCCACACCCUGAACAGCCCACAAGACUGCCCGGUAGCGCUGCCCUGUGCCGAGGGCUGCGAGUGCCAAAACGGCCAUGUCCUGAGUGGAGCCUCCUGUGUGCCCUUCAACGAGUGCGGCUGCACCGACUCCCGGGGCUCCUACUACCCGGUUGGGGAGAGCUGGUACACGGACAAUAGCUGCUCCAGGCUGUGCUCCUGCUCCACCCACAACAUCUCCUGCCUCGACACCUCCUGCAAGCCUGAACAACUGUGCUGGGCCCUGCAUGGGCUGAUACGCUGCCGGAGUUCAGGGAUGGGAGUGUGCCGGAUCGAAGACAAGUCCUACUAUGUGAGCUUUGAUGGCCGUUAUCAUGCCAUCAGGAGCACCUGUGCUUAUGUCCUGGUGAAAACAUGUCACUUCACCAUGCACCUGCCCUUCUUCAAGAUCAGUGGCGAGAAUGAGGAGCGGGAAGGCCAAUCCCCUGCUUUCUACCUCCGGCAGCUCAAUAUUAGCAUCUUUGAUUCCCUGAUCACCCUACAAAAGGACCAUCAUGUGCUGAUCAAUGGCAAACAGGUCACCCUUCCCUCCAACAACCGGGUCAAGGGUGUCAGCAUCUAUGCCAGUGGCACCUACACCGUGCUCAGACAUUACAUUGGGCUGCAAGUCAAGUUUGAUGGCAGCGGGUUCUUAGAGAUCGAAAUCCCUAGAGCCUAUUAUGGAAAGGUCUGUGGCAUAUGCGGAAACUUCAAUGAUGAGGAAGAGGAUGAAUUAAUGAUGCCCAAUGACGAACUAGCCCAGAAUGACAUUGAUUUUGUGCAUAGUUGGCAAGAUAAGGAGGCCAACCCAAAUUGCCAAAAAGAUGACCUAAUAGACGAGCAGAUGAAGACCAAAGCAGGGUAUCAGGAGCCUCAGACUGCAAACUGCAAGCCGUCUCACCUAAUGAGAGCCAUGAAGCACUGCAAAGUGGCCUUUCAGACUCCGGCGUGGACUAAGUGUGCCGCCCACGUGGCCCUCACGCCCUUCCUGCUGGACUGUAUGCACAACCUCUGUGAGUUUAGAGGCCUAACCCAUGCCCUCUGCGACUCUCUGCAAGCCUUUGGGGCCGCCUGCCAGGCCCAGGGGCUCAAGCCCCCAAUCUGGAGAAACAGCAGUUUCUGCCCUCUGGAAUGCCCCACCCACAGCACCUACACGUCCUGCGUUCCCUCCUGCUCACUCUCCUGCUGGGACCUGGAAGGCCAGUGUGAUGACACCAAAGCUCCCUCCACCUGUGAGGAGGGCUGCAUUUGUCAGUCUGGCUACGUGCUCAGUGAGCAGCAGUGUGUGCCCAGAUCUCAGUGCGGCUGCAGGGAUGCCCAGGGCCGCUCCCUCCCCACAGGGAAAACCUGGCUCUCCAAUGGCUGCACCCAGAACUGUACCUGCAGAGCAGGAACCAUUCAGUGCCAGCCCUUCACCUGUCCCUCUGGCUCUCACUGCCAGUCCAGCUCCAACGGCAGCAGCACAUGCACCCUCCACAAGUUGGAACGUUGCUUGAUUUUCGGAGACCCCCAUUACCGCACAUUUGAUGGUGUUAGCUACCACUUCCAGGGCCGCAUGACCUACAUUCUGGUCAAGACCGUGGACACGCUCCCCAGGAGUGUGGUGCCCCUGGUCGUGGAGGGACGCAACAAAAUGCAUAUGCCCCUCAGCCAGAUCUUCCUGCAGGAGGUCGUGGUGAUAGUCUACGGCUAUACAGUCCAGCUCCAGGCUGAACUGCAGCUUGUGGUCAACGACCAGAAGAUGGACACUCCCUACAACCCCAACAAACAACUGCAGGUUACCAUUCGGAGCCAUCGGCUGCAUCUGAUCACUGAUUUUGAGUUGACUGUCAGCUUUGAUGGAAAGGACAAUGCAGUGAUCUCCCUGCCCAGCACGUACCAGGGGCUUGUGUGUGGCCUGUGCGGGAACUUUGACAAGAACCAGAACAAUGAAUUUAUGCUGCCCAGUGGUGCCCUCACUCAGAACCUCAACAAUUUCGGCAACAGUUGGGAGGUGAAGACCAAGGGAGGCCUCCCCCGCUUCUCAAGGUCCAUCCAAGAGGAGGAGGAGGGAGAGGAGAAGGCAGGCUUCGAUGAGUCAGAAUGCAGCCCAGAGCAGCUGCAGCUCCUCAACAGCACCCAGGCCUGCGGGGUGUUGGUGGACCCCCAGGGCCCCUUUGCCGCCUGUCACCAGACUGUGGCCCCGGAGCCCUUCCAGGAGCACUGUGUGUUUGAUCUGUGUGCCACCCGGGACCCUGAGGAGCAGGAGGAGCUGCGCUGCCAUGUUCUCAGCGCCUACGCCAUCAUCUGCCAGGAGGCAGGCACCACCCUGGCCAGCUGGCGGGACCACACUCACUGCGCCUUGGCGUGCCCAGCCAAUACCAUCUAUCAGAGCUGCAUGACACGCUGCCCUGCCUCUUGUGCCAACCUGGCGGCUCCCAGGGACUGUGAGGGCCCCUGUGUGGAAGGCUGUGCCAGCCUCCCAGGCUACAUCUACAGCGGUGCCCAGAGCCUCCCCCUGGCCCUCUGUGGUUGCACCAACAAUGGCAUCUACUACCAGCGGGGUGACAGCUUUGUGACUGAGGAUUGCUCUCAGCGCUGCACCUGUGUCAGCUCAGAGCACCUGCUGUGUGAGCCCCUCGGCUGCAGCGAUGGGGAAAUCUGCACCCUGGGGAACCUCACUCGUGGCUGCUUCCGAGAAAGCCCAUGUCUGCGGAACCCCUGUCAGAAUGACGGGCACUGUCGGGAGCAGGGCACCCACUUCACCUGUGAGUGUGGACUUGGUUAUGGAGGAGACCUCUGCACGGAGCUUCGGGAUGUGCCACUCCCAGAAAAGCCAGAAGUGUCCAACUUUGUGGCCACCCUGUUGGGAAUGCUGGUGCCCGUGGUGGUCAUAGUGCUGGCGGUGGUCAGAGAAUGUGUUUCCAGGAGGAGGAGGGAGAAAAUGCAGAGCCGGAACAGAGACAGGCUGGCAGACACAGGUGAGAACCAACCCCACCGCCCAGAACCGGGAGCGGAGCAGCCUCUAACACAGGCUUUCUCCCUUCCCCCAGAUUUUGUUCCGGAACCUGCCUUCAGAGUCACUUAG
Messenger RNA from Eptesicus fuscus (big brown bat), 5613 nucleotides. It is a transcript of the gene ZAN, whose product is annotated as zonadhesin. The transcript is spliced from 35 exons. Lineage: Eukaryota; Metazoa; Chordata; Mammalia; Chiroptera; Vespertilionidae. The record is from RefSeq and is a predicted model, not a curated record. Gene Ontology annotation, molecular function: protein binding. Bases 1 to 5613 code for a protein of 1870 amino acids.